Diversispora eburnea is the source of this 510-nucleotide messenger RNA. NCBI's taxonomy places the organism in Eukaryota, Fungi, Glomeromycota, Glomeromycetes, Diversisporales, Diversisporaceae. The record is from the annotation of a GenBank genome assembly.
AUGGCUGAAGAGGAAGAUUUUGCUCCAACUCAAACAACAGGUUACAAAGUUGGAGAAAAAAAAACUAUCGACGAAUAUAAAUCAUUAGAUGCUAACGAUGAAUCUUUGAAUAAAUGGAAAGCGUCGCUUGCUUCAGCUCCCUCGAACGACAAGCGACGAGUUGUUAUCCUUCAACUUGCACUUGAAGUAGAAGGAAGAGACGAUGUGGUUUUGGAUCUAUCUUCCCCAGAGGCUCUUCAAAAUGUCAAGAAUACCCCUUUUGUUAUCAAAGAAGGAAUUGAUUAUCGUAUGAAAGUUAAAUUUAAAAUCCAACAUGAAGUUGUUUCGGGUCUCAAGUAUUUACAAAUUGUUAAAAGAAAGGGCAUUAAAGUUGAUAAAACUGAAGAAAUGAUAGGCAGUUAUGGUCCUGGUGAUGACCAUUAUGAAAAGAAAUUUAUGGUCGAAGAAGCCCCAAGUGGUAUUUUUGCUCGUGGACAUUAUGAAGCAAAGGUUAGUGUUGGUUGUAAAUAA